AUGUCGUCUCUGCAGACCCGCUAUCAGCCUCUCCAGCAUCGUCUCUCGACCACAGAUCUGGAUGACGGGGAUCCGUUGGAAGAAAAUGUCAAGGCGUCCCCGCUCGGCCUACACAGCGACUUCAGCGAAAGUCAUCUGUUGGGAUCUGGCGGAUCAGUCCCUGGCAAGGCUGUCAAAUACUCGGAUUCGUUUGCCAGCCGCUUCUGGCCUGGUUCUCAGCUCACCAAGACAUACAUCGCAUUCUCGGCCCUCCUCCUAGCAGUGUUUGCCUUUGCACUCGGUGGUGGUGGUUAUUGGAUCUAUUCAAGAGGUCAAAUCAACGGCCAAUCGCCACCAUGGUAUCCAACUCCUCGUGGGGGCACCUUGCCAGCAUGGCAAGAGAGUUACGACAAAGCUCGCAGCAUGGUGGAGCGUAUGAGUCUGGUCGAGAAGGUCAACAUAACGACAGGAACAGGAUGGUCGAUGGACUUAUGCGUGGGCAACACCGCUCCUGCAGUCAAUGUCGGCUUUCCCGGACUCUGUCUUCAAGAUGGACCUCUGGGUAUCCGAUUUGCUGAUCAUGCUACAUCGUUUCCUGCUGGCAUCACAGUUGGGGCUACUUUCAAUCGUGAUCUCAUGCGUCGACGAGGAGCGGCUCAUGCUCGGCAAGCUAAAUUGAAGGGAGCUCAUGUUCUUCUUGGACCUGCUAUGGGUCCACUAGGACGCAAUCCUGCUGGUGGCAGAGUCUGGGAAGGCUUUGGCAGCGACCCAGUUCUGCAGGCGGUAGCCGCAUAUGAGACCAUACAGGGUAUUCAGUCCCAAGGUGUCAUUGCCACAGCAAAGCACUUUGUAGGGAACGAGCAAGAACAUUUCCGAAAAUCCUUCGAAUGGGGUCUACCAGAAGCACUGUCUUCCAAUAUUGACGACCGAACUCUCCACGAGCUAUACGCCUGGCCUUUCGCCGCAAGCGUGAAGGCAGGGGUUGCCAGCAUCAUGUGCUCAUAUCAGAUGGUCAACAACUCGUACGCAUGCGCAAACAGCAAGUUGAUGAAUGGCAUCCUGAAAGACGAACUUGGGUUUCAGGGCUUCAUCCAGUCUGAUUGGUUGGCUCAACGCAGUGGCGUUGCCAGUGCGCUUGCCGGCCUGGAUAUGUCCAUGCCUGGUGAUGGGCUCUUCUGGCGCAAUGGAAAGGCACUGUUUGGUGACCAGCUGACGGUCGGAACCCUGAAUGGAUCCGUGCCAAUGUCGAGGCUCAACGACAUGGUAACGCGAGUUGUGGCGGCCUGGUACCAAUUAGGUCAGGACUCUUGGGAUUCAGAAGGGCCAAACUUCUCCUCAUGGACGAACGAUGAGUACGGUUACUUGCACCACGGAAGCAGUACCAAGCAAUCGAAGGUCAUCGUCAACAAAUUCGUUGAGGCAGAGAAUGAUGAAAGCCGACAAAUCGCCCGUGAGGUCGCUAGCGAAGGCGUCGUCCUUCUCAAGAACGAGGACAAUGUUCUGCCAUUGAGCCCAAAGCUCUCAGGACUAGGUGCUGCCAGCACUAAACGGGUCGCCAUCAUUGGUGAGGAUGCAGGCCCAGGAAAAGGACCAAACUAUUGUGAGGAUCGUGCUUGCAAUCAGGGUACUCUCGCCGUGGGUUGGGGCUCUGGAGCCACAGACUUCACAUACCUUGUUGACCCCCUCACCGCACUAAACGCGAGCUUUGACACAUCGGUUGUCGAGCUCACGAGUUCCCUCACCAACAAGGUGUCCUCCAGUCUCAAAAAGUCACUCAAGGAACAGGACUUGUGUCUCGUAUUCGGCAACGCUGAUGCGGGUGAAGGCCAUCAGAUCUGGCAAAAUCAGCGGGCAGACAGAAAUGACCUCGAGAUCCAAAAGAGCGGAAGUCGGCUCAUCCAGACUGUUGCUGAGGAGUGUGGUGGCCCCGUCGUGGUCGUCAUCCAUUCCGUCGGUCCUGUCAUUGUUGAGGAAUUUGCUGAUUUACCGUCCGUGAAGGCAAUACUGUUUGCCAAUCUUCCCGGCCAAGAGAGCGGAAACGCUCUUGCUGAUGUCCUGUUCGGCCGGGUGGACGCAUCUGGUCGCCUUCCCUACACCGUUGGCCGCAGCCUAGCUGACUAUGGCCCUGGGGCACCAGUUCUCUACUACCCGAAUGCAGUCAUCCCUCAAGCGGAUUUCAAGGAGGGCCUGUUUAUUGACUAUCGCCAUUUUGAUAAGCACGACGUCGAGCCAAGAUAUCCCUUCGGUCACGGUCUUUCCUACACGAAUUUUGAGCUCUCAGAAAUGGUCAUCACUAGCUUGAAGGCGAAGUCACCGCUUCCGGCAGCGAGACCCAAACUACUGUCACCACCGAGCUUCGAUGAAGGCAUUCCCUCUGUUGACAGUGCUCUCUUGCCCGAAGGAUUUUCCAAAUUGCGAAGCUUCAUUUACCCCUAUAUUUCCAGUUCCAGCCAAAUCAAAGCCGGGAAGUAUCCAUACCCAGAUGGCUACGACCUCAAACAGGAGUCAAGCCAAGCAGGUGGAGGCGAGGGCGGCAACCCAGCUUUAUAUGAAGACCAUGUCAAUGUUCAAGUGCGCGUCAGCAACACGGGCCAACGGCGAGGGAAAGAAGUGGUUCAAGUAUACGUGGGCUUUCCGCCAUCGAUAAAGGAGCCCUCCACCGGAGAACUGAUCGAAACGCCCGUGCAGGUCUUGCGCAAUUUCACCAAGAUCGAAAUCGAUGCCGGCGCAAGCGUAAUCGUCAACCUAACCUUGACACGAAAGGAUUUGAGCUACUGGUCUGUUGUACAACAGAACUGGGUGAUGCCAGACGGGCCAUUCACCAUAUCGGCUGCACGAAGCUCCAGGGAUUUGUCACUGCAGGGAACAUAUUAA
This is a messenger RNA of Exophiala viscosa, 2853 nucleotides long. RefSeq names its product beta-glucosidase. Lineage: Eukaryota; Fungi; Ascomycota; Eurotiomycetes; Chaetothyriales; Herpotrichiellaceae. The transcript has a single exon. Gene Ontology annotation, biological process: glucan catabolic process. The record is from RefSeq and is a predicted model, not a curated record. The coding region runs from base 1 to 2853 and encodes 950 amino acids. Gene Ontology annotation, molecular function: beta-glucosidase activity.